Messenger RNA from Wallemia ichthyophaga EXF-994, 2583 nucleotides. RefSeq names its product Choline dehydrogenase. Gene Ontology annotation, molecular function: flavin adenine dinucleotide binding; oxidoreductase activity, acting on CH-OH group of donors. The record is from RefSeq and is a predicted model, not a curated record. Bases 1 to 2583 code for a protein of 860 amino acids. NCBI's taxonomy places the organism in Eukaryota, Fungi, Basidiomycota, Wallemiomycetes, Wallemiales, Wallemiaceae. The transcript has 4 exons.
AUGAAAUUACAGAUAUCCUCAUUGUUAUUGGCUUCAUUGGCAUCAUCAACUUUGGCCGCGUAUAACCCACACUCACAGCACAAGCAUUGGUUGACUUCCCGCGCGGAUACUUCCGACGACGUAAGCAAAGUCAAUAACAAAGACUUUGAUUUCAUUGUCGUUGGUGGUGGUGUUGGUGGUUUAGCCGUUGCCGCUAGAAUCAGUGAGAAUGAAAACCUCACUGUGGCUGUAAUUGAAGCUGGUGGUGAUGGAUCUGAGCACGAAGAUCAGAUUUAUAUUCCAGGUUACUCCUACUUGAAUGGUUUAACAGUCUCUGAUUACGAUUGGAAUUACAAAGUCGUUCAACAACAAGUUAUCAACGGCAACGACCAGACCUUCGGUUCUAGAUGGCCACGUGGUAAAGGUCUAGGUGGUUCUGGUGCUAUCAACGGUCUUUUCUGGUGUAGAGCUUCUAGCGAUGAGUACAACGCUUGGAACACCCUCAACCCAGACUCACGUAUCGAUUGGGGUUGGGAAGAAAUGCAAAAGUACAUGAAAAAGUCUGAGACACUUCACAAGCCAAGUCAAGAACACAUUGACACCUUCAACAUUAACUUUGAUGAAGAAUACCACGGUACUGAUGGCCCUAUUCAAGUUGGAUGGCCAUACUACAUCUAUGACCCUGUCAAGCACUGGAUUCCUGCUUACGAUUCUCUCGGUAUUAAUAUCCCAGAAGAUGGUGCUUCUGGUAACAACCACGGUCCUGUCAUCACUACUUCCACCAUCAACCCAUCAAACAUGUCACGCUCUGAUCCAAAAGCUGGCUACAUCGACCCUCUCCCUCCACGUCCAAAUCUCACUAUCCUUACUAACCAUCAAGUCACUACUGUCGACUUCAGUGAUGAAAAAGACGCUGAUGGUAACCUCGUCGCAAAUGGUGUCUACUUUGGCAAGACUGAUGGCUCAACUGAUUCAAACGACUACUUCCGUGCAACUGCAAACAAGGAAGUUAUUUUGUCUGGUGGCACUGUCAAUACUCCACAAACCUUGCAACUUUCCGGUAUAGGUCCUGAAGAUCUCCUUCAGCAAUACGACAUUGAAGUAAAGAAUGCUUUACCAGGUGUUGGUCACAACCUUCAAGAUCACGCUGCAACUUCAGUCUAUUUCAACACAAACGUCGCUGAAACGUGGUACGAGCUUAAGGAUGAUCAAACGGCUGCUGUUGAAUUAGAAAAGUGGAGAAAUGACGACGGUAAAUCAAAGUGGUCAUACGUCAACCAAGCUAUCGCUUACCCAGAUGCAAAUGACAUCAUGUCUGACCAACUUGACAACUUUUCAUCAAAUAUCCAAAACAACAUUGAUGAAUACGCUGACUCUGUCAAGAACAUGUACAAUGAAGACGACACUGUUAUUGCUGGUAUGCGUGAACAAUGGAACAUCACCCAUGGUUACCUCGAUAAGGAAGUUGGUCAGCUGGAGAUGUUAAUGACCAUGUUGGGUGGAGGCCCAGGUGAAAUUGGUUUCCAACUUGCUAUCCAACAUCCAUUCAGUCGUGGUGUUAUUGAAAUCCAAUCCAAAGAUCCAUUCACCCACCCUGCCAUUGAUCCAGGCUACUUAACACACUCAGCUGACAUGGAAAUUAUGCGUCAGGGUGUUCGCUUUGCUAUUGAGUUAUCCAAGGCUGGUGAAAUGGGUGACUACAUUACCAAACAAGAGAACUACAACAACAACACAGAUGAGGCUAUUGAUAUGGCUAUCAGAAACGACGCACACACUGAGUACCACCCACUCGGUACGGCUGCUAUGCUUCCACUAAACAAGGGUGGUGUUGUCAACACAUCUCUGAUUGUCUACGGUACUUCAAACCUUAGAGUAGUUGACUCUUCAAUUAUCCCAAUAGAGAUUAGCGCACACUUGAUGGCGACUACUUAUGGUAUUGCUGAGAAGGCAGCUGAUAUCAUCAAGACUCACUACAGUCAAGAUGAUCCGGACGAAAGAAACAAACAAGGUAGCAGCAGCUCAGAGGAAGGCGAUGGCGACAGUGGUGCUAACAAGAAGGGCAUCGCUAUUGGCGUAGUUGUCGGUAUUGUCGGAUUGGCUACUAUUGGUGCCGUCGCAUGGGCUGUCCGCAGGAACAUGAAGAAGCGUGCCUGGGCGCACAGCAUGGCAGUGAGCACCGGAAGGGGGGUAGAAGCAGAAGGAGAAGGGUCACCUACGUGGGGAUACAAGGAGGGAUCUAGUGCGAAUUUGACAGGUGGCGUGGGUGCUGGUGGAUUAGCUGCAGCAGGUGCAGGUGCAGGUGCGGUUGCAGUUACCUCACAAUCAGAUGACACACUCUCCCCGUCUCGUCCCUCCUUUCAUAGCUACGACGGAUUUGACGGCGGCGCAGGCGUAGCUGUCUCGGAUCUCCUCACUAAUGGUCACGGAUACGGUGUCGUACCUCAGCAUGACUUCUCUAGAUCUAUCUCGUCAAUCGAGAGGGCCGAGCAGGCCCAGGCCCAGGCACAAGCCCAGGCACAUACGCACGCCCAGGACGAAUACCAGCAGACUCCAUCGCUCUCUUCCACACAUGACGUGCAUACAACACCGCUGUUUAAGCAGUAG